CUCCAGCAACCCCCUCGUUUUCAAUCCCCACGCGACGUUAAUCCCGGCCCUCUCCUGAAGAACCAGGCACAGAUAGCCAGGAUAGACACGCGUCAGCAUACAACUUCCAGUGUGGACAGCGUCGACGAUGUCUCUCAGCAACUUGUCGGUGGUGAGCAGCGGAGGACGAGCGAUACUGCAAGGCUCCAGCAAGCUCAGCAGCAGGCUCCCUCGCCCGCAGGUUCAGCUCGAGCAGGCUCAGCAGCAGCAGGCCCACCUCGCCGCCCGGGUUCAGCGCAUCAACGCCACGAUUGAAGAGCUGUACCCCCGGACAGCCGCCGUCAAGGACCCGGAGGCCAGGAGGGAGGUGGAGCUGAGACUGAAGGGACUGGCGCGCCACGGGCUGUUCGUCACCGAGACGUGGCGAGAACUCGACGCGAUUCUCGCGGAGCGCGGGAGGGCGUGGUAGAGCAAGAGCUGCUCUCGAAACUUUCCUUACGGGAGACGGCUCCCUCCCAAGGGACGACAGACAUCACCCCCUCUCCUUUUCGUAUUUCGGUAGAAUUCUCGCCUCUCGGGGAAACCGGGCCUGGAGUCGAGUAGGCGUUGAAGAAACCCUGAGCCACGGGUGUGAUUGCUGCUCUCAUUCAUGUCUUGCCUAUUUUUAGCAGCUUUCCUCUUUAGUGUUUCGUGCUAUUUAGUUGGUCCCUGGGGUUUCCUGUUUUCGGGGAGGUAACGGACGGGACGCAGGUCACACGGAACGAAAAAAAAAUGAGUGAUGGGGUGAUUUGGUGUCCCGCAAGUCAGCAGCGAACGACCAGCCACCGAAACGCGCAUUCGGCAGCCGCGCGGAUGGGACGGGGAAAGUUGUGCUGUGUAUUCAACCAUGUAAAGAUGCAUUUCAAGUGAACCACCGGCGAAGGCAAUGGAUUCGCAAAGUUUGAGAAAAAACAGCAGUGUCAAUAUUUGGAAUUUAGCCUUUGUAUUUUUUACGCCAACCGCGGGGAAAUACAGCGGGCAAUGAAUAACACUGCGCGGGGUGUGGGGGGGUCCUGUGCGAAACGUGUUCUUGGGUGUGGGUACCAUAGUUGUUGUAGGUCUGACCGAAUCGGUCGCGUUUGGCUCUGAGUGGCCUUCGAAAAGUCCGAGCUGAAGAGAGGACACGCCAACGAAAAUUCGCACGCUUUGCUACUCGACGACGGCGAGUGAAACGAUUUGGGGUCUCGUUGAAUAUGUCGGCGAUGUUCGCCAGGACACAGCCAAGAUGUGACGAAAACUUGACGAAUGGGUGUAGGGAUGCUGCCUUGAUUCCGCACGUGGUGUUCUCACAGGGAGCGAUAAGUUGGGAGUGAAAAACGCUUGUUCAACCCCGGUGCGCGCAUGCAGUGAGAUUGCUGCUUGCUAUAACUACGGCAGGAUGUGUAGACGGUGAACGAACGCGCGCGGAGGCUGGACGCUUGAUUUACUUCGCAGUACCUUAGCGCGAAUGUAUUGUUUUUUUGUGUGUGAUAAAUUGGGUUGUACAAUGACGGAAAAAACACCUGGCUCAACUGGCUGUGGGGUCUCGUGAAAAAGCACGGGGGGAGCUGUCCACGCUACCCGAGCUUGGGUGUAUUUUUUGUGGAAAAGGGGGCCGUUGGGGGCCGUAUAUAAUGUACAGCAGCAGCAGUAUGGAGUUCGAUGAUGUUAAGGACUGUCAACGUGGAGGAUUCAUUUUGUGGCGGGGCCACGCUGAUUGUCUUCGUCCACGUGUACGUGCGCUAUUUAGUAGAGCUCUUGCAAGACGAGCGGAUGGAUGCGAAGAGCGAGCACGCGAAAACAGGGAAAUCUGGGCACCUAAACGGGUUGUGUUGGAAGAUUGGUCCUGUUGCUUGCGCGAUUUUCUUGCCGACUGUUGUUG
This is a messenger RNA of Ectocarpus siliculosus, 1879 nucleotides long. Lineage: Eukaryota; Phaeophyceae; Ectocarpales; Ectocarpaceae. The record is from the annotation of a GenBank genome assembly.